Molecule: messenger RNA, 9140 nt
Organism: Eleginops maclovinus (Patagonian blennie)
Lineage: Eukaryota; Metazoa; Chordata; Actinopteri; Perciformes; Eleginopidae
Product: mitogen-activated protein kinase kinase kinase kinase 4
Exons: 33
Coding region: 72-3869 (1265 amino acids)
Biological process (GO): protein phosphorylation
Molecular function (GO): ATP binding; protein kinase activity
Source: RefSeq, a predicted model, not a curated record
UUGUAGAGAAAACUGUAACCGUCCAUGUCUUGUCCACACAUUUCAACCCGCUGACAAACUUAUUGGCAGCAAUGUCGAGAGAAAACACCACUCGAAGUUUGGACAGCAUAGACCUCGCUGCUUUAAGGGAUCCAGCAGGAAUCUUUGAGUUGGUAGAGGUGGUUGGCAAUGGAACAUAUGGUCAGGUGUACAAGGGUCGUCAUGUCAAGACCGGCCAACUGGCAGCUAUCAAAGUCAUGGAAGUCACAGAGGAAGAAGAAGAGGAGAUCAAACUGGAGAUCAACAUGUUGAAGAGUUAUUCCCACCACAGAAACAUCGCUACCUAUUAUGGAGCUUUCAUUAAGAAAAGUCCUGCUGGACAGGACCACCAACUCUGGUUGGUGAUGGAGUACUGUGGAGCCGGCUCCGUCACAGACUUGGUGAAGAAGACCAAAGGGAACUGUCUGAAGGAAGACUGGAUAGCUUACAUCUGCAGAGAGGUGCUCAGGGGUCUUUCCCAUCUUCACUCCCAUCAUGUGAUUCACAGGGACAUUAAGGGACAAAAUGUUUUGCUCACGGAGAAUGCCGAAGUCAAGCUGGUUGACUUUGGGGUGUCGGCACAGCUGGAUAAGACGAUCGGGCGGAGGAACACCUUCAUCGGUACUCCCUACUGGAUGGCUCCGGAGGUCAUCGCCUGCGACGAGAACCCCGACGCUGCCUAUGACUACAGGAGUGACCUCUGGUCUUUAGGCAUCACUGCUCUGGAGAUGGCUGAAGGAGCCCCUCCUCUGUGCGACAUGCAUCCAAUGAGAGCGCUGUUUCUGAUACCACGAAACUCUCCACCCAAACUAAAAUCAAAGAAAUGGUCGAAACGUUUCUUGUCGUUUACCGAUAGCUGUCUGGUGAAGAACCACCUGCACCGACCCAACACCGACACCCUGCUGAGACACGCUUUCAUCCGGGAUCUGGCAAACGAGAGACAAGUGCGCAUCAUGCUCAAAGAUCACCUGGACAGAACCAGAAAGAAAAAAGAGAAAGAGGGUCCAGAGUAUGAAUACAGUGGCAGUGACGAAGAUGGUGAUGAGGUGACAGAGGAGGAAGGAGAACCAAGCUCCAUAGUGAACGUUCCCGGCGAGUGGACGUUAAGACGGGAGUUCCUCCGCUUACAGACGGAGGAUCGUGACGGGGGCAGAGAGGGAGGCCUCGGGGGAGGCGGGGGACAAAGACAACAGGCACUGCAGCAGCACAGGCAGCAGCUGGCAGAGCAGGAGCGCUACAAGCAGCAGCUGCUGGCCGACCGACAGAAGAGGAUCCAACAGCAACACGAGCAGCGGCAAAAGUUAGAGGAUCAAAAGAGACGGCAGCUGCCAGACUGCCCCUUUCAGUGGGCGGAGCUUCAAGAGGUCUUUCUGGGAGAGGAGUCUGAUCUCCAAGACAACAGAAUCUUAUUGGAUGAGAGAAACAGGAGGAGUGACAGGAGACAGGAGCAGACAGGCAGACAGCGCAGUGCCGAUGUGUCAGAAAGGCCUCUGGACUCCACCGCAGAGCAGAGAGCCGUGGCUCCAAAGCAGCUGCUUCAGCAUAAGGCCCAGCUACAGCUCCAGCCUCAGGCCAAGCCCCAGCAGCCUGCGGCCCAGCAUCAUCAGCCCUCAGCCGGCAGGAGGUCCCACCGCACGCUGCCCAAGGACCAAACCCAGCUCCUGUCCCUGCAGCACGACCACAGACACAGGGAGAGAGAGAGGCAGAGGCAGAGAGAGAAGCCUGGGGCUGUGGUUCAGAAGCUAACGGCUAGCAGUGGGAGCACAGCUUCUGCUGCUGUGGCUGCCUCCGCUCCCAGCCGCCCCGCAAACAGCCAGCGCUCUGUGAUGGACUACCAGGAAUCAAACCUAGCCCGGCUGCUCUUAGCUGCUGGUAUCCCCAGCCAGGUGCAGUCCAGGCUGGGCUCUGGGAGCAGCUCCAGCCCCUGUACUCCAGCCAUGCAGAGGGCUCACCUCAACCAGAAUGCCAAUUUGCGCUCAAGUCGAGACUUCCCUCACAGCAGCUCCAUGUCAGAUAUGGCCAUCUCCCCAUUGUCCCCAUUGUCCCCGUUUUCCCCCGUGUCUCCAACUGACGACGUCUUCUGGGACUCUGGAGCACCACCUAAGGUCCCAGAACGCACUACCUCUAAGUUCUACUGUCGCGAGCUGGUGAUGGGACACAAGAGGGCCGCUUCCAGUGGCAGUCCAGUGUCUGUGGCAGAUAAACGCUCAGUGUUUCAGGGAGCCCCCCCAACUGGCAGCAACCAUCCAGGCUUCUUCAAGCUGGAGAGUCCUCGUCUACAACACCAUCUCCAGCAGCACAGGAGGACCCAGGAAAAUACACAGGGUGUCAGAUCUGCUCUGGUUCGGCUGAACAAAGCCACAGAAUACUCCUCUUCCAGUGACGAGGUCGGCAGCAGCGAUGACGAAGACAGGAACAGGUCUGGCCUGUCGAACGGAAAGGGGAAAUACUUCAGAGGAAUACCUGAUGGGAUCGUGCUGCAGCCUCACCACAAUCUCAAUCAGAUUUCUCGUGUAGCUUCAGAUGACGCCUACAUGCUACCAGACCUUCUGCAGAAAACCUCCUCCUCUAGUCCUACCCACAAUGCACUGGGCCAGGAGCAGCGAAGGCGUGAACUGAACUACUCGCAGUCACCCACAGCCCCUCGAUCCCCCACACACCAGGAACUACAUGCCGUCAGCAGUUCGGCUGGUAAAAACACUUCCACGUCUUCCUCCUCCUCCUUCCUUUCGUUCAUUGAUCCAAGAUUGAUCCCCAUGUCAUCGCCACCCCAGAGCCCUGUGGGCAUUAAGGGUGAACUCAUCAAGAGGGAGAACCAUAGGAAGGGCUCGGUGGUAAACGUGAACCCGACUAACAUCAAACCGCAGAGCGACUCUCCAGAGAUCAGAAAGUACAAAAAGAAGUUCAACACUGAGAUCCUCUGUGCUGGACUCUGGGGUGUGAAUCUGUUAGUAGGAACGGAGAAUGGUCUGUGGCUGCUGGAUCGCAGCGGGCAGGGGAAAGUGUACUCGCUCAUCAGCAGACGGAGGUUUCAGCAGAUGGAUGUUUUGGAAGGACUCAAUGUUUUAAUCACCAUAUCAGGUAAAAAGAACAAGCUCCGUCUUUACUACCUGUCCUGGUUGAGGAACAAAAUCCUGCACAACGACCCAGAGGUGGAGAAGAGACAGGGCUGGACCUCAGUAGGUGACCUGGAGGGUUGUGCACACUAUAAAGUCGUGCGCUACGACAAGAUUAAGUUCUUGGUGAUUGCUUUGAAGAACGCAGUGGAGGUGUACGCCUGGGCCCCAAAACCCUACCACAAAUUCAUGGCCUUCAAGUCCUUCAGGUCGCUGCCUCAAAAACCGAUGUCUGUUGACCUCACAGUAGAGGAAGGCCAGAGGUUAAAGGUCAUCUACGGCUCCCUCUCAGGUUUCCACGCCAUUGACGUCGACUCUGGAACACCUUACGACCUCUACCUGCCGACACAUAUCCAGGGCUCCAUCCGUCCACAUGCCAUCAUCAUCCUGCCGAACAGCGCCGGGACGGAGGUUCUGGUUUGUUACGAAGACGAGGGCGUCUACAUCGACACCUACGGCCGCAUCACCAAGGAUACGGUGCUGCAGUGGGGGGAGAUGCCUGCGUCUGUCGCCUACCUCCAGUCCAACCAAGUGAUGGGCUGGGGAGAAAAAGCCAUAGAGCUGAGGUCGGCGAACACUGGGAACCUGGAAGGGGUCUUCAUGCACAAAAAGGCCCAAAAACUCAAGUUCCUGUGUGAGAGGAACGACAAGGUGUUCUUUGCCUCAGUGCAGUCAGGAGGCAGUAGUCAGAUUUACUUCAUGACUCUGGGACAGAACUCGCUGUUCAGCUGGUAACGACUGGACCUGUAACGCUGGGAUCAACUGGUGAUGUCUUCAUUGUUCUGGUGAUGCCUUUUUUAUUUUGGUGGCAACUCAUCUCCAUGGAUAGUUACACCAUACAAAGAUCAGCAAAAUAGUCUUGGAGCCAUCUUUCUAUUUUGUCUUGUGAAUGGUGAGUUGAUCCUAACUCCGGCUGAUGCGAGCACUGAAGGAAUCCAUCGCUCCAUCCUCCAAUACUGAAGCUUGAAUUGGCUGCUGCCUAACAAACGCGCUUUAGUUCACUACCCCCCCAUAUACGGAAGCAUUACAAGGUACAACUAGCAACUUUAGCAUCUGUGAAGUGAAGAGCACAAAAAAUAUUGUUCCCUGGAGUUUUUCCUUGAAGGAUCGCAUGAAUCAAUUUACCUGGAAGCAAAACAACCGGCUUGAUUUUGUAGUGACGUCUAAUGAAUACCAGACCAUCAUGUAUUUCUCCUGGAUCAUUAAGCCAUUUUCCCGUUUCUCUAAAGGCCUCCGUCAUAUCAGUUACUCCGCUUACCAUUUGUACAUAUCAGCUGUUUGCUCCUACUAACUUUAACAACAUCUAGCUGUGUAAUUGGAUCCAAACUUGUUUUGUUUUUUAUCUGAUGAAGUCAUGGAUAUUUAUCUUGUCUUCUAUUGUGAUGUCCAGCUGUCAACAUGUGAUAAAAAUGGAUUAAACUGCAAGAACACAAGUCCUUCAUCACUCCAUGGAUAUCACCAUUCAAAGACUAAAUUGGGACCAAAAUUCGGACAAAGUUGGACAACUACAAUGAUUCCAAAUGUUGUCGAUACUGCUUGCCAUUUUUACCUCAGUCAAAAACAAAUUUCACCAGGAUUACAGAAGAGCUACUGGCCCAAUUUUCAUGAAACUUGGUGAAAGGCAUGUGACAAGGAAGAACAUCUUUAAACAUGUAAAGGAUCCGAUACAAAAAGGGCGGAUACACACAUUAUGUUUAACUUGGGAAAGGUCAGCGCCCUUCUAAUUUACCUAAAAAAAAAUCUUUCAUCAAAUCCCAGGUCGAUGAACCAAUGCGGUUCUAAUACCUUAGCAGUAUUAUUUAUCAAGGCCUUCACUGAUGUUUUCUUCAUUACGGCCAAACAAAUUAGUCCCGAAUCUGUGAUUUCCAUAUCCUUUUAUUAGACAGUAUUAUAUUAUGCACCACCAACUGAUAUAUUAUUGAUGGCAUUUUCCUUUUCUUUUGUCUGAGGUGAAAGUAAGUCAGUAACCAACCCACACAGCAUAGAUUCAAUCAUUGAAGUUGAACUGAAUAUUUAAAUAUUCAGGAUCAAAUUACUGUUAUGACGACGUAGGUCAAUAACUUUUGGUUGUGUUCUGUUGCCAAAAAGAGCAGAUUUAUCUUUUUUUUUAGAUACAACAUUUAUUACUGCGCUCAUAUUAACCUGUCGCAUGCAAUCGUAUUCAAUGGUUAAUUGGCAGCAUCACAACACAAUGAAUUACAUUUAUAUAACCAAAACAAGAACAUUUCCACCAUUUUUUAAGAUAAUGAAAUCAUAAAAUGUAAUGGCAGACAUUGGUGUUCUUGGAAACCACAGGAGAAGCUUCAAAUGUAUUAGAGAAGACACCUGGUAGAGCCCUAAUACUUUACCCACUGUGCACCAAAACGAUGCAGCUAUUUUUUCAUAAACCCAAUACAGUUUCUCAUCUGUCUACACAUUCCGUCCACCAGUCAUGGACCAUAUCAUCUUAGCUUCAUUAUUCCAAAAUAAGGACCUAAAUAGCCUUGUACUCUACACAAGUAAAUACAAAACUAUUCCACAAUAACAGGCCAUUUUUGUUUUGUUUUUGUACAGCGUAGGGUGUAUAUAUUCUUGUAAGAUACACUUUUUUUCUAAAUAUUUUAUAAUUGACAAGCCAUCUUCAUGUAUGUGUACAGAAUUAUGAUCAGGCUUAUGAAUGUUAUUUCCACACUCUUUUGAAAGUUCAGGAGCCACUGACAGUGAACGUGAAGGCUCUUGGUCAAAGAUCAAAUGUUAUGUCUCGUGAAUUUUGUUUUGCUGUAGUAUAUCCUUCUUUUGAAAUGAUUUUGGGAUGAAAGUGGAGACAUUUAAAGCCAUUCUGUAGUCAGUACUGAAGAAAUAGCUGAGGCUUUGGAUCAGUAUUUCUUACACUAUCCAACAUGGGACACACGCCUGUUUUUGAUGGGUUACUUUGAGAUGUUUUCGUUGAGCCUGGAUCCAAUGAGCUGGGCCUGUAGUGUAGGUUUUUUUUCUUUGUUUCCUUGAUUUAUCUGUCAUUUACACAAUGAAACACCAAAGAUGAGGGCUUUGAGAUACCGAACAAAUCCCAACUGACUAUUUGGUGUUAAGAGAUGAUCUAUGAUUUAAAGGUUAGCGAUAGGCAAAUGUUAUUAUAUACUGUAAAAAAGACCAAUCAGACGUCUGGAGGCCGGAAGAACCUCCCCGAAAAGAAGUGUCUCUUGCUAAUCCAACAGAAUUAUAUGCAAUUUAAAUGUUGUACUUUCCAUUAAAUAGAAACCUUAUACUGUAUGUCUGCUUUAGUGCUGAAGAAAUAAUUGGUGUUACCUUGAAAUGUGAAUUCGUAAAUUGUCCAUGUUUAAUAUACCCUCCUUCGUCUGACUUUGCUCAAAUGGCUAACUUUGUUAUUCUUAUACUCUAUAUUAUAUUUACUUUUGAAUGUUGAGGCUAUCACAAAUGUUUUAUAUUCGUUGAGUUUUCUUUAUGGACUUGAUAUAAAUAUUGCAGCUGGUUCUGUGAGAAUAUUUUAAACUGGAAAAUGAACUUUCUGAUAAAGACUGUAUCAUUGCUAAGUUCUUACCAAAAUGCAUACAGGUAGCUGGGCCGCUGGACCAGAUAGCUAGCUAACAUGGCUACAGUACAUGGAAAUACAGGAGUUCUGAACUAAUCCAAACAGAAUUGCUAACUAACAUGUUUAACCUUUCAGGGCCAAGCUAGCUAGCGACAGUAGAUUUAGCUAACUUUGCUAGCUAACAGCUAAUUAGCUUAGAUAGUAGAGAGGGUAUCUCUUCAUACACAGUUACUUAAGUGCGCAGUUUCCACAUGAGAUUAAAAAAAAUGCACAAAACUAUAUUUCUCACACUAUAAUUCAAAUUAUAGCAAGUAAGAAGAGUUUUCGGACUGGCCUUCGUGUGGUGCUAGUGAUCACGUGUCCGAAUGACACUUCCCAGUCUUUUGUUUAAACUCUCUAAUUCUUUCCCAGCAAACUUUGUGAGGAAUUUGUUAGAGAUCAUUUGCUUUUCAAAGCAAUAAUGUACAUUUUUGAGGACCAUUGGUUUAUCAUUGUUAUGCAAUCAUAUAACCAUGACAGAUUUUAUCAGAUGGGUUUUAAUUUGGCUAAUGUAUGAAUUCAGUCGAGUAGAAAGUGAUACUUGGAAGUUAAUAAAUUGCAAAGACAGGUUACCAUCCUUAUAUUGUAAAGUUUUAGCUCUGUAUGAACGUUACAUUGUUUGACUUUGAAAGCAUUUUUUAGUAAUAAUCUCUGUUUGGUUUCACCAAAAAGACAUUACUUUUCAUGUUUUCAUAUCAUCAUGCUUUAUCUGCAUGGCUCUUCACCCUUCUUUAAAAAAAAACUUUUCUGCAACAGGCUAUCCAGAGUCAGUGUCACAGCUAAUCUAUUUGUCUCCUAAAGUUACAGGAGACACAAUGAGGACAUUUUAGUGGACUAUUGGAAAACCAACUUCUCUGUCUUCUCCUUCACCUUUUCCCCCUGUGAACAUUUGAGUCAAGCUGCACGAAUGAGAUAUAGCUCAGUGACUCCCGCCUACACCUUCCACUGGUGGAGAUGAUGUUCCAGGUUCGCUGUGACUCACAUCUCCGACUCUCCCACUUACUCUUUUUCUCUCAUUUUGGCAGCGUUUCUGCUCUCAGCGCUGCCUUUUAUUCCCUCUGUAUCUCACGCUAACGUCUGUCAUCAUUCUCUAGCUUUUCCUUUUUCUCCUUCUCUCAUGUCAAGUGUAAAUCCACACCCACCAUUAGUCAAUGGUUACACCAGCUCAAGCAAAGCUGUAGAGACAUUUCAGUAUACUGGAGGGAUAAAGGAUGUGUCCUAUUUCUUAUUAAUUAGAGGAAGAAUACGUUGUUUCUGCUAUCUGCUGCACUGUUCUUUUCAGGCCUUGUGUACAAGCUUAGCAGAUAAAGAAAGUGUGUGUGUGUGUGUGUGUGUGUGUGUGUGUGUGUGUGUGUGGGAGGGUGUGAUGUAGAUGGCAACAGGUGUUCAGUAAGCAGGAAUUCCCCUGGGGAAGGAAAGACAGUGAAUGGAAGUAGAUGGCUUGAGUCAGGUGUCAGCUAACAGAAGGAAAAUGGAUGUAGCUUUUUAGAUGCAUGUUUUGCGGUUGCCUCCUUGGCAUAAAGAGCUCAAUCUCAGAAAACUUGUAAAAAUGUGAUGAAAGCAUUAUUACCGCCGCCAUACCAUUCGGUUAUAGGUUGGGUUUUUCACUUCUCUGCAGGAUUAGGGAAAGAGUACUUACCAGAUUUCCAUGAGACUUGGUGGAAGAGAGUAGCAUGGGGUGAAGAAAAACCCAUGACAUUUUGGAGCAGAUCGAAAUCCUGGGGAGGAUACACACAUUUAUUUUGUAUUUUCCUUACUACUCGUGAUCGGACUAUCGCAAAGGCCAAGACCAACCUGCUUAGGCCAAUGCACUCCAAAAUGUCAUGUAUACUUCCUUUUCCGGUGCUACACCUUUCCACUCAAUUGGGCCAGCAUAAUGUUCUGUUUUGCGGCAGUAAAACGGGGCCAACAUUUCAAGGAGGUGCCACACUGUACAUGUGGAUUGAGAAUUUGAAGUUAUCGUGGGUUAUGAUGAGUAGGAGGAAGAGGAAGUAAGGAUAUGAAGGAGAGAGACUAAUUAUACACUUUUUAGGUGUGGAUUUAUGUCUUAUUUGUUUCCAUUGGCCAAAUUGCUCUCUCUGAUAGAACCAGUCCUUGGUUAUAUAUGCUAAUAUAUUAUAGGAAUGGUGGACAAACUCUGUAACGUUUUCAAAAUAGAAACAGCUUGCAUCAUGGAGUUAUAUAUGUCAGUUGACACAGGACAGCUGUGUUUCUUGUAAAUUGUAAAGUCUAAAGAAUCCAAAUAUUAUAUAGAUAUAUAUUUAAGAAUAUACAUUCCCCUUAACCAUUUCAUUUUGUUUCCGUUCAAACCUUUUUUUAUUUGUUUGCACUGGAACUUUGUUUGAUGCAUUAUACACUGUAACUCCUGCUUUGAGAUCAAACUUGUGUUUCCAUGUAAAGACGCAACAGACAGACAACAAUAAAUAUAUUAAAUUGUG